UUCAAUAUACCCAUCGUACUCAUCUAGCACCGAGCAAAAUGGGUUCCAAAACAAUAGUUUUCUUAGGCCUUUUGGUGGCUAUUGUUCUUCUCAUUACGUCGGAGGUAACAGCAAGAGAUUUGGUUGAGACUUACAAGGAAACUAAUGCUGAACAAAUAAAUGGAGUUGAGAAUGCUGGUGGUGGAGGGCACCCAGGAGGCAAAUUUGGAGGAAACCAAGGCCGUGCACACGGAGGAGGCCCUGACGGGGGGUACGGUGGAGGCCAUGGCGAUCGAUACGGCAAAACUUGGGACAAUGGAGGUGGGGAUUGGGGGCCAUGCUGCAGGUAGAUAUUAAGAUAUAUAUGGAGAAGGAAAUCGUGGUGGCUGUGGAGGCGACUGUGGUUAUGGGAUUAUGGGGUAUUCUAGGAAAAUCAAAGCCUUUCAAUAGUAAUCAUUGUGUCAUAGUAAAAGGUUUAAUUCUGAAAAUGGACAAACAAAUUGAAAGUGAGAAAUUAUGAAUUAGUAUUUGGAAGCAACCUCUCUCUGAUCUUACCUUCAAACAGAUCUCGAACCUGAGAUCUGUUGGUUCAAAGAGGAGGUUUUUUUUUUUUUUUUGGUACGUCGUAAUUUGGCUACAAGAGGAGUUGGUAGUCAAUUAGUAUUCAUAGUAGAAAAGUAAAAGGGCAUCCCAUUUGUAAAGGUGAGCAUCUCUUUCAAAUAUGGCAACUAAGCAUUAAUGAAAUGAAAAUGAUUUUCGCCCCAUUUAUCAU
Rhododendron vialii is the source of this 751-nucleotide messenger RNA. RefSeq names its product glycine-rich protein DC7.1-like. The transcript has 2 exons. The coding region runs from base 39 to 329 and encodes 96 amino acids. The record is from RefSeq and is a predicted model, not a curated record. NCBI's taxonomy places the organism in Eukaryota, Viridiplantae, Streptophyta, Magnoliopsida, Ericales, Ericaceae.